AUGUCGCGAAGUGAAAAUAUCGAUCAAGAUUCAACGCCACCACCACCAUCAUCAUCAUUAACUAAUCGUCAUUUUCUUAUUGUUCCAUCAUUUAAUCCUGAACGUCGACAUUCAUGGGCAAAUAUUGUUUCACAUAUAUCAGCACGAAAUUCUAAUAUUAAUCCAUAUAUAAAUGUAGCAAAUGUUGAAAUUACACGGUGA
This is a messenger RNA of Rotaria sordida, 201 nucleotides long. NCBI's taxonomy places the organism in Eukaryota, Metazoa, Rotifera, Eurotatoria, Philodinida, Philodinidae. The record is from the annotation of a GenBank genome assembly.